AAAGAGAAACAUGUGAGUGCACUGAAGAGCAUGCAACACACAACUUAGUGCAACUUUUGAUCACGCGUAUCAACCUUUGUGCACCAACGGGAUUUAACUUCUUGGGAAAGGAGACGUACAAUUUCUGUAUAUAGGCUAAUCCGAUCACUUCUUGUGUUUUUUAUUUCUGAUUAAAAUACAGUAUCAUGUUUUUUCCACUUUAACAACAUCAUAACCAGCACUUGUUUUCAUUUAUUAUCGUAAUUUCUUUUUUUUAAUACCUUUACUAUUAUUUAAUUUAGACUGCUUUGCUUGAAUCACAAUUAGUAAUUCUAUAACAACUUUCUGGACGCGUGGGGACUGUCAUACAGCAGUCCUGGUUUCUGAGCAGUCGCGUGUUCCGCUUUCCCUCUGAAAAUGAUGCAUUUGAAAUGUGUGCUCUUGUUGGCCAUCGCGGCCAAUUUUUGGGAAUGCAGUGAUGCGAAAUUCGGCGAGAAAGGAGAAUUAAGUCCAAGGAGGAGGAGAUGUUACGAUGGAAGUCUGCCGAAACGCCUGAAAAAGAAGGAGAGAAAACUGUCACUGGAGGGAAGCGGCGGAGGGGAGGUUUGUCACAGGCUCUAUCCUCGCGUGUCCUGCUGUCCGUCCAGAAGAGCUCCGUAUCAGAUCCUCCAUCGGAGAGAUGCUCGGAUCUUCUCAACCAAUAACACAGAGUGUUCUAGACUGCUGGAGGAGAUUAAGUGUGCCCAUUGCUCACCACAUGCCCAGAUGCUCUUUCACUCACCCAAACUUGAAAAGGCACCACACAGAGAACAAGAUCUACCCCGCUUAUGUCACGACUACUGCCAAGAGUUCUACUACACCUGCCGGGGACACGUACCAGAACUGUUCCAAGCCGACGUGGAUGAGUUCUGCCAGUACUAUGGAAGGAAGGACGGAGGCCUGUGCUUUCCAGAUUUUCACAGAAAGCAACUGCGCAGAGAUUCCAACUACCUGUUAGAUGAAAAAAUAGAAGUGAUUAACAGAAAACAUAAACACAACUGCUACUGCACUCAGGAGGUCCUUAGUGGUUUUCGACAGCCUGUUGGUGUGGUGCAUUGUGGGGAUGGAUCACAGCGGCUUUUUAUUUUGGAGAAGGAAGGCUUUGUCCGUAUCCUAACACAUGACAUGGAGCUCCUGAAAGAGCCUUUUCUUGACAUUCAUAAGCUGGUCCAAAGCGGCAUAAAGGGAGGAGAUGAAAGGGGCUUGCUAAGCCUUGCAUUCCACCCCAAUUAUAAGAAAAAUGGAAAGCUCUACAUCUCCUACACGACCAACCAAGAGCGCUGGGCUAUCGGACCACACGACCACAUUCUUCGUGUAGUCGAGUACACUGUGUCCAGGAAAAACCCAAACCAGGUGGACACAAGGACCACUAGGGUUUUAAUGGAAGUAGCUGAGCUCCACCGAAAGCAUCUGGGAGGGCAGCUCCUCUUUGGCCCUGAUGGGCUUCUGCACAUUUUUUUAGGUGAUGGCAUGAUCACUUUGGACGAUAUGGAGGAGAUGGAUGGUCUGAGUGAUUUCACAGGAUCUGUCCUUCGGGUGGAUUUGGACACAGAUUGCUGUAGCACUCCUUACUCUAUACCCAGAAACAACCCCUAUUUCAACAGCACAAAUCAGCCCCCUGAAAUCUUUGCCCAUGGACUGCAUGACCCAGGGAGGUGUGCAGUGGAUAAGCUCCGCAUGGACACCAAUGGGAGUCUGCUGAUCCUGUGCACAGAUACUGUUGGCAAAAAUACGACAACAGGCAGGAUCCUACAGGUUAUCAAAGGGAAAGACUACGAAAAUGAGCCAUCUAUGUUUGAUUUGGGGUCAAAUGAAGGUGCCGUCCCAGUUGGUGGAUUCAUCUACCGGGGAUGCCAGUCAAGAAGACUUUAUGGAAGUUAUGUAUUUGGAGACAAAAAUGGGAACUUCAGAAUUCUGCAGAGGCCUUCAGAAGACAGGUCGUGGCAAGAGAAGCCUCUUUGUCUUGGUACUAGCAGUUCCUGUGGUUCCUCGCUGGUCGGCCACAUCCUGGGGUUUGGCGAAGAUGAAUCGGGUGAGGUCUACAUCCUCGCUUCCAGCAAAAGCACGGCGAUACAGUCGCACAACGGAAAACUCUACAAGUUGGUGGACCCUAAAAGGCCACAGGUCCCUAAGGAGUGCAGACGGCCAGUAGAGGAUCCAGAGAUGCUAAGCACCGCUUGCUCACGUGAAUGCAAGAAUGGCCACUGUACACCAACCGGCAAGUGCUGCUGCAGUUCUGGCUGGGAUGGCCCCUUCUGCUUAAGAGCCAAAUGUGAACCAGCCUGUCGCAACGGCGGGGUCUGCGUGGAGCCCAGCAAGUGUCUCUGCAAGGAAGGUUUCUCUGGUAGCCACUGCGAGAAAGGAGAGCGAGGGACACGAGAGGAUGACGAGAAAGACAGCAUCCUGGAGCGCAUCAUUGACAUGACGUCUUACCUGCUGGACCUCACCAGUUAUAUUGUAUAAAAAGCAGGGCAGGAUGAUAACGUGCUCUUCACUGGUUGGCAGACUAAACGUUAAGGAGGUCUUUCAAGAGUUUGCCUUCAGGACACCAUCCCCAAUCUCCAACUGCCCCUCACCUGAUCCUCCUCUCCCACCACUGUUUCAUGAGCCACAGGCUUCGAUCGCCAUGCUCCCCUACACCAUCUGCACUCCCACCCCUAUGCACAAAUACACACGGAAAACAAUAACAGGGUGGCCAAUGGAACCUCAAGGCGCAUAGCUGAAGGGGUCGCAUGUUGGAGGUCCCACGCAGGACUUCCCGGUUUUUACUGCUGGUAUGGUGUGUAAAGUCUGGUCUGCUUUAAAGUCAAGUGUCCCUGCAGGUGGACUCACAAAGCACUGCAAGCCCCACAUGAGACCAACUCGGAUGUUCAGUCCAAUCCCAACAUGAGCACCAGUUUGUAUUACAGGACUAAUUGGGAUUUUAGGGAGUUAAGAAUAGCAACACUCAUUUAGGAAAGUCAGAUGGACAGUCUACCAAACUGAACUGCACCAUUAAGAAAAUCACUUCCGUGGAUUCACAAGUUGAUUGAAGAACGGAGGGGAAUUAGCUGUCAAUACAGCCGCAAAACCAUACAACAGACUUAUCCAGCGGGUCUGUGUAUAACUGGAGAAUCAUUGUGAUGGGACUAGAUGCCAGUUUACAUGCAGUUUAGAAACGGAUCUGCUCAAAUGUCAUCCAUAUAAUUGCUGAAAUGCUCAAUGAGGAUCCAGCAAAGAGUCAAAACUGAAUAUUGGUUGUAUCCCAUUGACGUUUCAUUUAGAUGAAAACGUCAAGUGAAAUGUAAAUCUGUAAGAAUGUUUGGAGAGUCACUUUGAUUACCUUAAUUUAAUACAGUAGUUGGAGAUGACUGGUUAAGAGGUAACUGCACUGGUUAAAGUUGCAGUAUCAGCUAUAUUAUUUUCCAAUAGUUGUUCAUUACCAUGCACGCUGCUUUCAUUGCAAAUUGUAUAUCUUAUCAUAUUUUAAAAUGUUCAUUUAUCUUCUUUCUGUGUUAUAUCGAGCAUAGAAGCUUGUUUUUUCUUCAUAUGGAAAACCCUCGUAAGGUGAUUUUAGCAAAUAUUACAAUCUUUUCACAGAUUCUUUGACACACAAUGGGACGCUUCAUUUUUAAUGUUCUCCAUAUUUU
This is a messenger RNA of Sinocyclocheilus grahami, 3647 nucleotides long. RefSeq names its product hedgehog-interacting protein-like. The coding region runs from base 397 to 2481 and encodes 694 amino acids. Lineage: Eukaryota; Metazoa; Chordata; Actinopteri; Cypriniformes; Cyprinidae. The transcript is spliced from 13 exons. The record is from RefSeq and is a predicted model, not a curated record.